Messenger RNA from Oncorhynchus keta (chum salmon), 1184 nucleotides. RefSeq lists its product as uncharacterized. Bases 120 to 1169 code for a protein of 349 amino acids. The record is from RefSeq and is a predicted model, not a curated record. Lineage: Eukaryota; Metazoa; Chordata; Actinopteri; Salmoniformes; Salmonidae. The transcript is spliced from 6 exons.
CAAUUCCUGUCAGAGAGACACCGAAGAAGAGAAAAAAGACUUUCUUGUCUUCACGUGUGACGGACCUGGUUCUGCCUCAACCCUUCAGAUGCAGACGGAACUAUUGAUAAAUCAACAAUAUGGCAUCGAUCUUCAUUCCCCUUUAUAUCCUGGGUGUGGUCCUCCACAUAGUCAAAGCAGAUGAAAAAACAGGGCCCAACAAGGAUGAGCCCAUCCCCACUACCACCCUUACUGUCAUCCCCACUACCACCCUUACUACCACCCUUACUGCAACCCUUACUACCACCCUUACUGCCACUGCUGCUCAUACCCCCUCAGCCAAUCAGAACAGUCCUACAGUUACUACCCUGGUCCAGCCAGACAACCGUGACGCUAACCUUACCAACAACAUCACCGUCGGUAGAGAUGGCAACCAAUCCUUGUUGAACGACGUGACAACGUUUGCCAUGGAAACGAUGUCGUCGGAGGCGACCGCCAGCCAAUCUGAGGAAUCUGAGGAAGUGGAUGAGAAGGAUACCAUAACGACACUAUCACCGGCGCUGAUAGAAUCUACUGGAGGAGGCAGUGCCACAGCAGGCUAUGUAAUCCUGAUUCUCAUAUUGUUAGUCAUUGUGUGUCUGGUGGUGGUUCUCUAUAUCCUGAGGAAGAAGUCAAGGAAGUAUUCGUUUGACCUGCACCUUGCGGGAUACGACCACGACACCCCACUCACCUGCAUGGAACAAGCCGGAACCUUCGAACCCAAUGAGAAAGCUGGAGGUUUUGAGUACGUGAUAGAGGGUGGUGGUGAUGACCACCAGGCUAUGAGCCCUGUAGCCAAUGGCUCAGCUGGGGAGGCGGGGUCCACUGGAGAGAACGGUAAGGAUAGAUUUCUCUCCGUCUCUCUCUGUCUCUCUCUCUGUGUCUCUCUCUCUGUGUCUCUCUCUCUGUGUCUCUCUCUCUGUGUCUCUCUCUCUGUGUCUCUGUCUCUGUCUCUGUCUCUGUCUCUGUCUCUGUCUCUGUCUCUGUGUCUCUGUGUCUCUGUCUCUGUCUCUGUCUCUCUCUCUCUCUCUCUCUCUCUCUCUCUCUCUCUCUCUCUCUCUCUCUCUCUCUCUCUCUCUCUCUCUCUCUCUCUCUCUCUCUCUCUCUCUCUCUCUCUCUCUCUCUCUCUCUCUCUCUCUCUCUCUUCCUAAGAGGUCCUCUGGGGA